AUGUACGCUAUCCUUUACCUGUUGCUCCGUAUUUUUCUACGUGUCGUUGGGCUAAACUCCCAAUUGCUGUUGAUAGUAUACGGACCCGACCCGAAGUCAAACCCCCGUCUUGCUCUUGUGAUAGCGAACGCUAAACGGAGCGGAAUGCCUAAACCGACUAUAGAAGCGGCAAUUGCAAGAGGACAAGGCAUUAAUACAGCUGGAACGGCCCUGGAAUCUCUCACCAUUGAGGGAAUGUUACCAUCAUCAGUUGCUGUCGUGGUUGAAUGCUUGACAGAUCAAAAAGCCCGGGCCCUACAAGAUAUACGAGCAAUCAUCAAGCGUUCUGGAGGAGCAAAUACCCCUACGAGCUACCUUUUCGAGAAGAAGGGAAAAAUCGUGUUCGAACGCAAACCCGACUUAGACGUCGAUAAAUACCUCGAACCAGCAAUAGAUGCCGGUGCAACCGAUGUAGAGGGAGAUGAGGAUAAUCGACUCAUAGUUUACACCGAGCAUACAGCUACAAAAUCGGUAGCUGACAAGCUUUCUACUACUACAGACUUGAUCACAGAAAGUAUCGAUAUUAUAUGGGAUCCAAACCAGGACACGCUUGUCAAUAUCGAAUCUGAAGAGGCCCUUAGCACGGUAGAGAACAUAGUCAACGAACUUCGGGACGACCCCAGUGUUCAGGAUAUCUACGUUAAUUGCCCGGAUAUAUCGACUUAA
Molecule: messenger RNA, 705 nt
Organism: Arthroderma uncinatum
Lineage: Eukaryota; Fungi; Ascomycota; Eurotiomycetes; Onygenales; Arthrodermataceae
Exons: 1
Coding region: 1-705 (234 amino acids)
Cellular component (GO): mitochondrion
Source: RefSeq, a predicted model, not a curated record